This is a messenger RNA of Dalotia coriaria, 1084 nucleotides long. RefSeq names its product exosome complex component RRP43-like. NCBI's taxonomy places the organism in Eukaryota, Metazoa, Arthropoda, Insecta, Coleoptera, Staphylinidae. The coding region runs from base 144 to 1007 and encodes 287 amino acids. The transcript is spliced from 5 exons. Gene Ontology annotation, cellular component: cytoplasmic exosome (RNase complex); nuclear exosome (RNase complex). Gene Ontology annotation, molecular function: mRNA 3'-UTR AU-rich region binding. Gene Ontology annotation, biological process: TRAMP-dependent tRNA surveillance pathway; U1 snRNA 3'-end processing; U5 snRNA 3'-end processing. The record is from RefSeq and is a predicted model, not a curated record.
UAUUGCUUAAAAAAUAUUGUUGAUUGAUUUGUGUUUGUGUCCAUGUCGCACGUGUUAACAUAAAAACAUACAGUUUAAGGUUAUAGUCAUGUAACUGAAUGUUUCGAUCACACAUCAAAAAUUCAAAAUUAUUGUAAUAAAUAAUGGCUAAACAAUACAAGACGUUAUACCCCGUCAAAUAUUACCGAGAUUAUGUCGCACACAACAUUCGUCCAGACGGGCGCGAAUUUGACCAUUACCGUCCGGUCAUCCUCAACUCAGACUCGAUAUCAAACUUAGAAGGAUCCGCAAUUGCAAAAAUUGGCAAAACAACAGUCAUUUGUGGAAUAAAAGCAGAAUUUUGUCAACCAAAACCAGACAAACCUAAUGAAGGCUUCCUGAUACCCAACUUGGAUCUGCCACCUCUAUGCUCACCAAAAUUCAAAUCUGGCCCACCUAGUGAUCAAGCACAAGCUGCCACCAAAGUAAUUGAUGACAUUAUUACAAACUCAGAGUGCAUAGAUUUGACUGAUUUGUGCAUUCACAAAGAAAAGCUUGCAUGGUGCUUGUACACAGAUCUGAUAUGUUUGGAUCAUGAUGGUGCAAUUAUUGAUGCCAGUUUGUUGGCAUUAUUUACAGCACUGAAGAAUGUAAGAUUACCAAGUGUGGAGUAUGAUGCAGCACUGGACAAUAAAAUUGUCAAUCUUGAGCAGUGGCAUCACUUGAAACUUCACUGCACACCAGUUUCAAGCACAUUUGCCAUUUUUGAAGAUGUGAUAUUUAUGGAUCCAACAGCAGAAGAAGAAUCUCUCUGUCAAGGUAUCAUUACAGUAGUGACAAAAAAUGAUAAAAUCUGCUCAAUAUUGAAACCCGGCGGCGCCACCAUCGCCGAACCGAAUCUUUUGGACUGCGUGAAAAUGAGCACCGCGCGCAGCAAACUCCUCACAAAAUUAAUGGAGACUGCGAGUGAAGAGUCCAAAGAUGAGCCGAUGUACAUGCCACCGAAAUUAGAAGUAUUAUCCGCUUAAUAAAUUCCACUCUCUGUAUUCGAAAGUAAGCUAUUAUUUUAAACAUGAAUAAAAGACGAAGCGUUCAAUAAAAAAAA